AGAAAGCAACGACGUGAACGAACAACAUUUACACGAAUACAAUUGGAAGUUCUGGAGAAUUAUUUUUCCAAAACUCGCUAUCCGGAUAUAUUUAUUCGUGAGGAAAUUUCAUUGAAAAUUCAAUUACCCGAAUCACGCGUUCAAGUAUGGUUUAAAAAUCGACGUGCUAAAGCUCGACAACAAAAGAAAGCAACAAAACAUGAAGUUGCAUUACAUGUCGUUCCGGCAUGCAGUAAUGAUGGUAGCUCAUCCAGUAAAACCACUUCCGGCGAUAUUCGGAAUACCAAUGCUUGUAAUGUUGAGAUAAAAACGGAAAGAAAUGAAACAGGCGGAUCAGAACAAAGGACGCCACCAAUAGAGAUUGAUUCAUCCAAAUUAACCGUUUUACCACCACCGUAUUUUGGUACCAUAUCACCAUCAACAGCUUACACAUCUCAAGCAACAUUCCCACAAGGAUAUGGCUACGGUGGUUAUCAAGCGGCUGUUCCAACACCAAUGGAAUAUUUCCAAUAUCCGACAAGUGCUGCAACAUAUGCUGCAGCUACCGAUCCAUGGAAAUUCAUGAACCAGUGA
Molecule: messenger RNA, 573 nt
Organism: Loa loa (African eye worm)
Lineage: Eukaryota; Metazoa; Nematoda; Chromadorea; Rhabditida; Onchocercidae
Exons: 4
Biological process (GO): regulation of transcription by RNA polymerase II
Cellular component (GO): nucleus
Molecular function (GO): RNA polymerase II cis-regulatory region sequence-specific DNA binding; DNA-binding transcription factor activity, RNA polymerase II-specific
Source: RefSeq, a predicted model, not a curated record